AACACAUCAUACAUUGGGGUGCAGAUGCCUUGAAAAAGCUAAAACCCAGGAUUUAGAGAAUAGAGGAUAGAUGCACCCGUUUGUCCCUCCUCCAAGAAUCUCCAGUUUUGGUUGGUUGUUGUAACCAACUUUGCCUCUGUGCAAACAUGUGUCCUGUGCAGUAUAUACAGGAGAUCCCUCUGCAUUGAAGACCCAAGCAGGAGCAGAAGAACGAGACUGUUGACUAUUUUCCAGAGCAGAUAUGGCCACUGGAAACCCAAGUGAUUCAUCAGGUUCACUGACCAAAGAGGAACUUGCAGCAAUCGAAGAUGAAGAUGUACUAAACAAAAUGCUUGACAAUGCAAAAAACUUUGAAGACCGGAGUAUCAUACGUGCUGCAUUAAGGGAUCUGCUAAGGAGAAAAAUAGAUAAACGUAAGGAGGAGAGAGGAGAGCGACAGGCUGACUUAAAACAACAGAAUAAAGCUGCUGCAAGUGGAGGAGGAAGACCCACCUUUAACCAGCAAAGGUCUACAAAGCAAGAAAUAGCCCUCACUCUCUCCAACAAGACAACAAGUCCCUCUGCAGACUUACCCCAGAAAUCUCCCACCGCAGCUGCACCCAAUGCCAAAAACGUUAAACAAAUGCUUCUAGACUGGUGCCGGGCCAAAACAGAACCUUAUGAGGGUGUGGACAUCCAGAAUUUCUCCUCCAGUUGGAAAGAUGGGAUUGCUUUCUGUGCACUGGUGCACCGUUUUUUCCCUGAUGCGUUCGAGUAUUCCAUCCUCAACCCAAACAAACCCAGGGACAACUUCCAACUCGCCUUCAGCACUGCAGAGAGGUUGGCUGGCUGCCCCUCUCUGUUGGACCCCGAUGAUCUGGUGAGGAUGCAUGAGCCGGAUUGGAAGUGUGUGUAUACGUACAUACAGGAGUUCUACCGCUGCCUGGUGGAGAAGGGCCUGGUCAAAACCAAGAAAAGGCCAUAAAUCAACAUUCACUUCAUCCUUAGACCAAAUAUAUUGAGCAAUAAGAUCAACCUCUGUUGCAUUUCUGGUACAUUUGACACGAUAGACAAUUCUUAAACUAUCACUAUUCUUGCUACAGCAAACCAGUUGCACAGUUACAUUUAGGCUAUCCUCCUGGCACAAAAAUGAUCCACAUAAUAUGAGCCUGUGUUGCCCAAGCAGGGACACAAGGUUCAAACAAACUUCUCUCUUGAAGCCAGCCAUCAUAAAACUGUCUAAUGAUCAUAUAUAGGUAAAUGUAAAGAUUAUAUAAUAAUAUAUGAAAUAUAGCUACAGUUUUACUGCUUUUUGCAAAUAAAUAUGUA
Messenger RNA from Periophthalmus magnuspinnatus, 1308 nucleotides. RefSeq names its product smoothelin a (gene smtna). Lineage: Eukaryota; Metazoa; Chordata; Actinopteri; Gobiiformes; Gobiidae. The transcript is spliced from 8 exons. The record is from RefSeq and is a predicted model, not a curated record. Gene Ontology annotation, biological process: actin cytoskeleton organization. Bases 242 to 964 code for a protein of 240 amino acids. Gene Ontology annotation, cellular component: microtubule organizing center; filamentous actin. Gene Ontology annotation, molecular function: protein binding.